This is a messenger RNA of Caenorhabditis angaria, 1921 nucleotides long. NCBI's taxonomy places the organism in Eukaryota, Metazoa, Nematoda, Chromadorea, Rhabditida, Rhabditidae. The record is from the annotation of a GenBank genome assembly.
AUGAUAGUAAUCACGAUUCGUUUAGUUGGUGAAAAAGAUGAUCGCUUAUUCGAGGGUUUUGAAAUUGACAAUGAGGUAUUAUUUCAAUGUUUAUUCCUUUUGACAUAUUCAAUUUUUACAUUUUCAGAUUUUAUACAUUGAUUUGAAGAAGGAGAUUCAAUCUAUCACAAACAUUCCAAUAAAGUUUCAACAACUCAAGUUCCGUGGUGGAAAUAUUCCCAUGGUUGAACGGCCAAUUCAAGCAAUCAAGUUUGGGGAAGAAAUUGUUGCCGUAAGUUGGAUUUCUAUAUUGUUAUUUGAUCAAUAGACUUUUAUUCAUCAAAUAUUUUUAAAUAGUUUUCGAGAAAUCAGGAUUGAUCUUGUCAGGUGAUUUUUCGCAAUUUCGCUGUACAAACACCGCAAUUUGUUAAAACAUUCGGACACUAGUUUUUUCUCAACGCUUUUCUGAAAUUUGUGAAAAUAUCCAAGAAUCCAUUUUUGAUCGUCGGUCGAGAAAACACCAGGAAUCGAGAUUAGAUCAUAUAAAAAGUGAAUAAGGUCAGAAUCAGCAUGAGAAAUAACCCUGAAAAUGUUUUCGGACAAUUUUUGUGAUUUUUAUGCCAAAUUGACAAAAACCUAAAUUGUAUAUCUUUAUGCACGGUACUCUAAUUAAUUUUGUAACAUUGCUCUUGAGAUAUUGUUUUUUUAGAAAAUAGUGUAUGUUAGUCGUUUCAGAUGCACAUUGAUUUACCAUGGUGGGAACAGUAUUAUAAAUUUGCAAAUAUUGUGCUGAAGUCGGGCGGCGAACGUAUGAAAAAUGCCAACGAGGCCGUGCGAAUUUACAAGAAACUUCUGGAGAACGGUUUUUUUUCGGUUUACCACAGCUUCAACCUUUUUCAAAUGGAGAAACAGCAUAUUAUUGAAUCAUGGACAGAUGGAAAUGUCAAAUUAAUGAAAGAAGCAACGAUGAAUCAUUUCCUCCAACAGCAUUACAAACACGGAGCCGAUGAUGAUACGGACUUUUCUUGCCGGUUUGAAGUUCGUCCAAAAGAUCUUGGUGGAUCCCGCAAAAACACGCUUGCAUUCGUGAAACUUCACGGACAGAAAGAAGAAACCAAGUUUAAUAUCAAGUAAGAAUUCCAUUAGUUCACAACUCUUUCAUUAUUAGCUUUUUUUAGAUGUCAUCACUUUGGAUCAUCAAACAGCUCUUCUCAAGGUCAAGUUCCAGACAUCAAAGAGAUCUUUUGUUAUAAGUUGCUGGAGUUGAUUCACGUGGGGCCACCGGUUCAAUUUAUCCUUCCAAUCAAAUCAACUGGUAGCAAAACAUCUUUGUAAGAAUAAUUAUUCUUUAUUUCCCUGAUUUAUUACAUAAACUUAAAAAUUUAGGUACAUCGCCACCCGUUGGAAUGACAAUUUCAUCCCCCUUUCCAGAAACACUGAAAAAAUAAUUGGUGUCGAUAUUCUUGUGCAGAUUCUAUUACUUGGCACUUUCCUUUUCGUGGAUGAUCUUCAUUCUGAAAAUUGUGGUCAGUUUUUUUUUUGAAAAAUUUCAACAGUCAGAGAAACAUACAAAGAAAGUUAUUCAGGGUUUUGGAAGGACACAAAUAAAGUGGCAAUUGUGGAUUUUAUGCCCAAAUCCUUUUUUACAUUCGCUAAUGUAGAACAGAGAUUCUUCAAGAACGACGCGUCUGUCUACUGGGACAUGAAAUACAUUGAUGUGUUGGAAGCGUGCGAUGAAGAAACUCGUUUGGAAGCGGCAAGACAAAGUUUAAAGAAGUGGGAUCUGCUAUCAAAAAUCGACAUCGCCUAUGAUGAAAUUAAACAUAAGAAGGAUCGUUUGAAAAAGCAAGAACACAGUCCAACAGAAGAACUUGAAAAAUAUAUAAGCACCAUCAAACAAAACAUAAAUAACCUCACUGAGUACUUGAAAGUACGCGAGUAG